AUGGUCAACUCCUGCUGUGGAUCCAUCUGCUCUGACCUGAGCUGCGGAAGAGGCUGCUGCCAAGAGACCUGCUGUCAGCCUGGCUGUUGCUUCUCAGAGUGUCCAGCCUCCAGCACUUCUGGGAUCUACGGGAAUCUGCAACUCAUUUUCAAGUGGUUUCAGAGGUUACCUUGGCAAGCAAAAGUAAAAAUGCUGCCCUACAUUCCUCAGAGUGUGUCAACAGAGCGAGAGCAUCACACGUUCAUGCCCUAUUGUCCCCCGCCAUGCUGCGUGUCCAGCUGCUGCAGGCCUUGCUGCCCGCCAACCUGCUGUGUGCCCAGCUGCUGCCAGCCUUGCUGCCGCCCAACGUGCUGCCAAACCACAUGCUGCCGGACGACUUGCUGCCACCCAACCUGCUGUGUCCCCCCUUGCUGCCAGCCUUGUUUCUGCCCUACUUGUGGCCCAUCGUAUUGCUGCUGA
Molecule: messenger RNA, 459 nt
Organism: Tachyglossus aculeatus (Australian echidna)
Lineage: Eukaryota; Metazoa; Chordata; Mammalia; Monotremata; Tachyglossidae
Product: keratin-associated protein 4-4-like
Exons: 4
Coding region: 1-459 (152 amino acids)
Cellular component (GO): keratin filament
Source: RefSeq, a predicted model, not a curated record